This is a messenger RNA of Aspergillus calidoustus, 1311 nucleotides long. The record is from the annotation of a GenBank genome assembly. Lineage: Eukaryota; Fungi; Ascomycota; Eurotiomycetes; Eurotiales; Aspergillaceae.
AUGGCCGUCGACGAAAUGGAGAUCGACUCCAAUCCUGCCUCCACGGGCCCUUUAGAGUCAGAAAAGGAACGCAAGCGCAAGCACAAGCACAAAGACGAAACCUCCUCUCCUUCAAAAAAGAAGCGCAAGCAUGAAAAAGCCGACGACGCCGAGAAGAAGAGCAAGAAGAAGGACAAGUCCUCCAAGAGCAAAGGCAAGAGCACACCUUCCGCUAUCACGCAACCAGCGCAACAAGAGUCCGCUUCAGUGAUUCCCGACUCCCCAUAUUCCCUCACCACCGCAACGCUAUACCUGCCACUCUCGCCCAUCUCCAUCUCGCCUACACAUGCGCUCGCUUCUCUCCUGGCAGAACACCUCUCUCCUCUCCUCCUCACAUACUACCCUCCUCUCCAGGGGAUUAUCCUCGCCUACUCCAAUGCGUCGAUCUCAAGCCACCCUCCAUCCGCAUCCUCGACAUCCUCCCCGGCAGACCUAAACCCACAACCACUAACUCUCGCCGCCACGGCCGGAGAGUACGGCGUCAUGUACGUCUACCUGACCGCAACAUUCCUCGUCUUCCGCCCGCAGCGCGGCCAGCUCCUCGAGGGCUGGGUCAACGUUCAAUCCGAGGGAUUCCUCGGCGCAGUCUUGCUGAACCUCUUCUCCGUGGGUAUCGAGCGCAAGCGCCUCCCACCGAAUUGGAAAUGGAUCCCACCAGGAGAGGAGGAUGAAAUGCAGGAUUCAUCAAAACCCACAUCCUCUGCACCUACCUCGUCAGACGAAGACGACGAAGAGAGUACCUCCUCACCAUUCGAUCCUGAAAAGGAACACUUUAAUCCAGUCUCCCUCGCCUCAGACGCAAAUCCUUUCUCAUAUGACUCGCUAGACACCACCGCUCCAACGACAGGCGAAGAAGGAGAAGGAGAGGGCGACGUCACCGCCCAGGACCAACAGGGCGCAUUCGACAUUUCUGACGAAUCCCUUGAAGGCCACUUCCAAUCCAUCUCGGGCCACCGCGUGCGCGGGACCGUGAAGUUCCGCGUCGUCGACAUCGACGUCAUCCCCGGUAGCGAGCGGGAUCGCGGAUUCUUGAGCGUAGAGGGGACGAUGCUCUCACCCGAGGAGGAAGCCAAGGUCCUCGAGGAUGAGAAAAACGGGAUCAUUGCCCCGCUGAGUGCGGCGCGGAAGACGACGAUGACGACGAUUCCUAUCUUGGCGAUGUCGGGGGGUCUGGCCGCUCCGGAGGACGAGAAUGAGGUUGUUGAUAUCGAGCUUGAUAGCCCGAGUAAGAAGCCGGUGAAGGGGAAGGGGAAGGGAAAGAAGCAGCGGUAG